This is a messenger RNA of Penicillium verhagenii, 189 nucleotides long. RefSeq lists its product as uncharacterized. The record is from RefSeq and is a predicted model, not a curated record. Bases 1 to 189 code for a protein of 62 amino acids. NCBI's taxonomy places the organism in Eukaryota, Fungi, Ascomycota, Eurotiomycetes, Eurotiales, Aspergillaceae. The transcript has 2 exons.
AUGACGCGUCUCACACCACCCGUGGACACAAUUCUGUCAACAUAUCGCCCCAUUGCUUCGAUACCUACCAGUGAAGGCCACUUCGCCGCCGCUGCUACCCAAGCGCCCGCAUCCGCAUCCGCAGCCGCGCCCAACCACCGAAUCGGCGCCUUUCAUGUGGAAUUUAGAAUAUACUCAGAAUGGAUCUAG